Sesamum indicum (sesame) is the source of this 3225-nucleotide messenger RNA. Its product is annotated as microtubule-associated protein TORTIFOLIA1. Lineage: Eukaryota; Viridiplantae; Streptophyta; Magnoliopsida; Lamiales; Pedaliaceae. Gene Ontology annotation, biological process: multicellular organism development; circumnutation; unidimensional cell growth. Gene Ontology annotation, cellular component: cortical microtubule, transverse to long axis. The record is from RefSeq and is a predicted model, not a curated record. Gene Ontology annotation, molecular function: microtubule binding.
UUGAAACAUAGAAAACACUAAAGAGAGGUCUGUACCUGGAAAAUGGGGGUUGGGGAGGUGGGAGUUUACAGGAGUUCCACUCUCUCUGCCUUCACAGAUCUCCCUCCGCUUUCCAACUCACCUCACAUUUUCCUUUCAAUUUCAGUAAACCCCAUUUCCAUUCAUCCUCCAUUCCUUACUUCUCACGCUUUCUCUCAAGAUUCUUGAAUCCCUUCAAUUCAGAAAAAAAGUUAAUUCAAAUUCAUCUCAUUGUUUUGCUUCAUCUUUCUCCAAUUUCAAAAGAAUCUCCCACCCUCUGCAUACGUUGCGUUUGUACUUGUCAUCACGCCAAUGCCUGCUCAAGAAUCGACAAUGGGUUCCCAGAGAUCCACAAAACCCUCAAAACCCCCCAACCAAACUGCACCGCAUUCAAGAUCAUCCUCCGCUUCUUCUUCAUCUUCAGUCUCGUCCCAUUUGGCCAUGGUCGAAUUGAAGCAGCGGAUUCUUACUUCCCUCAACAAGCUCGCCGACCGCGACACCCACCAGAUCGCCGUCGAAGACCUCGAGAAGAUCAUCCAAUCCCUCUCUAGCGACGGCGUUUCCAUGCUCCUUAACUGUCUCUACGAUGCCGCCAACGACCCCAAGCCCUCGUUGAAGAAGGAGGGCGUCCGCCUCCUCGCCACCCUCUGCGCCACCCACACCGACGCUGCCGCCGCCCACCUCACCAAAAUCAUUGCCCACAUUGUCAAGAGGCUUAAGGACUCUGAUUCGCUGGUCCGGGAAUCGUGCCGCGACGCUAUUGGCUCGCUUGCAGGGUUGUACUUGAAGGGCGGUAAUGGAGGGGACAGCGUCGUUUCUCUGUUUCUGAAGCCGUUGUUUGAAGUGAUGAGUGAGAACAACAAGGCUGCUCAAGGCGGGGCCGCAAUGUGUUUGGCUAAGAUGGUGGAAUGCGCUUCUGACCCUCCUUUGAUUACUUUUCAGAAACUUUGUACCAGGGUUUGUAAGUAUUUGAAUAGUCCCAACUUCAUGGCGAAGGCUUCAAUGUUGCAUGUUGUGUCGAGUUUGUCACAGGUAGGAGCAAUCACACCACAAAGUUUGGAACCAUUGCUGCAAAGUAUUCAUGGGUGUCUUAGCAGUUUGGAUUGGGCAACUAGGAAGGCUGCAGCUGACACAUUAAGUGUGUUAUCUUUGAACACUGGUAACAUAACAGCAGAAGGAGCUACUUCCACAUUGAAUGCACUUGAGGCUUGUCGAUUUGACAAGGUAAAACCUGUUAGAGAGAGUAUGAGCGAGGCUUUGCAGCUCUGGAAGAAAAUUGCAGGAAAAGGAGAUGGAUCUUCAGAUGAGCAUAAAGCUUCAUCUCAUGAUGGUGAUGCUUCUGAUUCUACUGAUCCAUCAGAUAGGAAGGAUGUUCCAAAUCCUGAUGAUAGGGAAAGUGAAAAAUCAGUGAAGGAUUCAUCCUCUGGAUCAUCUCCCACUGAUCCUAAUCUUAAAGGCAAGGGAAAUGACUUUUGGGACAAGGCUGUUGGGAAAUUGAAAAAGAAGGCACCAGCAUUAACUGACAAAGAAUUGAACCCUGAGUUCUUCCAGAAACUAGAGACCAGAGUUUCAGUGCCUGUAGAAGUGAUUCUUCCUCGUAGAUGCGUCAAUCCUUCAAAUUCACAAAAUGAGGAAGGGUCUGAAUCAAAUGCUGAUCCAAGUGAGAACACUAGGCUUAAAUAUGAAAGCAUGGAGAGGGUAACUAAUGGUGAUCAUAAUCAGAGAAACUCAUGCGGCACUUAUCCCGAUUUUUCCAGAACUUCUGGUCAAUCUGAGGGAUCUAUGAAUAAUAAAGGAAAUUGGUUGGCUAUUCAGAGACAAUUGUUGCUGCUGGAGAGGCAACAGGCUCAUCUCAUGAAUAUGUUGCAGGACUUUAUGGGUGGUUCUCAUGAUAGCAUGAUGACCCUAGAAGAUCGGGUGCUGGGACUCGAGAGAGUUGUUGAAGACAUGGCACGAAGUUUAUCAAUAUCAUGUAGAAGGGGUGGUAGUACUAUGGUUGGGUUUGAGGGAUCUUCUAACAGGUCUCUCAACAAGUACAAUGGCUUUCCUGACUAUUCCAGUGGCAAGCUAGGAAGAGGCAGUGAUGGGCGUAUGCACUUUGUGGAAAGGUUUGCUGCAUUUGAUGGUGUUGCCUCAGGGAUGAAGUCUAGGGGCCCUUCUUGGAGAUCUGAUCCAGAUGCUUGGGACUACCAUGCAUAUGGUAGAAAUGGACAUAUGAGCUCGCGGAGAGCUGCUGGUGGCGGCCCUAUAGAUAUUAGGUUUGGUAAAUCAGAAACUGAGGAUGAUCAGGUUGGCAGCAGGAAAGCUUGGGAAAAAGGAGGCGGGGCCCUUAGGUUUGGUGAGGGACCUUCUGCAAGAAGUGUCUGGCAAGCUUCUGUGGAUGAAGCUACCUUGGAAGCUAUUCGAGUAGCUGGUGAAGACAAUGGAGUCGCUCGGAGUGGUCGAGUAGCUAUACCUGAAAUGACUGCUGAAGCAUUAGGAGAUGAUGGAGCCGUGCAAGAUCGUGACCCGGUUUGGACUUCUUGGAGCAAUGCAAUGGAUGCACUUCAUGUUGGAGACAUGGAUUCUGCUUUUGCUGAAGUCUUGUCCACUGGGGAGGAUCUCUUGCUUGUAAAGCUCAUGGACAGAUCAGGGCCGGUUAUCGAUCAACUCUCAAAUGAGGUAGCAAGUGAACUUCUCAAUGCUAUUUCACAAUUGCUCAUGGAGGAGAACUUCUUUGACGUGUGCUUAUAUUGGGUUCAACAGAUGACAGAUAUCGUUAUGGAAAAUGGCCCCGACGUUCUGGGCAUUCCAAUGGAAGUAAAAAGGGAGAUUUUGCUUAAUUUGCAUGAAGCGUCUUCAUCAAUAGCCCUAGCUGAGGACUGGGAAGGAUCAGCUCCAGACCAACUAUUACUUCAGCUUGCAUCAGCCUGGGAAAUUGAUGUGCAACAUUUUGAGAAAUAGCUGCCCUGACCAAAGUUUUACUUCAUAUUAUUGUUACUCCUGGAGCUGUCAAAGAUUUCCCUUUUCUUUUUAGUUUGUUUGAGCUUGUGUUUUGUUUGGUUUUCGAUUUUUUUUUUUACAACGAAAAUGAGAAAAAAGAACAAUUGAUAUGACAAAGAUAUAUUAUUUAAUGGUCUACCUUCCUUUUUGGUCUAAUCUUGUAAUGUCUUGCUCCAGACAUUGUAAAGAAGUUACAUUGUACAAUAUACUCUGUUACUAAUUAAA